Molecule: messenger RNA, 5519 nt
Organism: Ceratitis capitata (Mediterranean fruit fly)
Lineage: Eukaryota; Metazoa; Arthropoda; Insecta; Diptera; Tephritidae
Gene: mesh
Product: protein mesh
Exons: 16
Coding region: 380-4861 (1493 amino acids)
Biological process (GO): cell-matrix adhesion
Source: RefSeq, a predicted model, not a curated record
CAGUCUGAAUUUACCGUGGAGUCGUGUUGUACGUGUUUUUCCAAAAAGGUGCGCAAAACUUGUGAAAGAAAAGUGUUUGAAGAAAUCAAGCAAUAAUAAGAAAUAUUUUGAAAGUUUUGUUGUUGCUCAAAAGAACUGAUAAGCCGUUAGUUGGCCUGAUAAGGCCUUAUAUAGUUAAAUAGAUAACGAAAAAUUAGUGGCAGCUACAGACAGUGAUGAUCUCAUCAUGUUGUGAAAAUUGAAAACACAAACAAAAACGGCUGCACUUAACGAAAAAGUGCCAUUAAACGAAAUUUUGAAAUUAUUAUUUUAACGAACAAAAUUUAACGAAAAAAAAAAUUAAUACAACAUACAAACAUUUAUUUACAACAAAAGAAACAUGCGUUUCAAAUUUCUGCACUUACUCAUGCUCACCUGCACAUUCGCUGCAGCUCUGGCGAGUGCAAAUGAGAAUUACUCAUCGGAACUCGAUAACGAUCCACAAGUAAGCGAUGCCAAAUUCAAAGUGUCGAAGGAUGCCGAGUUUGUUGAAAUGGUGCCGGAAAUAGUGCAAGAAAAGGUGAAAUCAACGAAGAAACCAACAAUUGCGCCAACUACAAAAACAACAACCACAACGACUAAACCAACAACACAUAAAUUAAGUCCCGCACUGGCAAUUGCGCCGCGCGUGAAUAACGGUAUAACAAUGAGAAAUCAGACAAAACUCUUCUUGGAAAGAGCGGGCGCUAUAAAAGUCAGCGAAGAUUUCUACCUCGGCGAAUUGGGCUAUGAUAUUAGCGAUGACGGUUAUGAUUGGUCCAAUCUCAAUAAUCCCGUGGCACCCCCGAAUGUGGCCUCCCAUACGGCUGGUGGCUAUGUCAUCACCGCACAACGUUUACAAGAGAUCCGUUCAAAUUUGAUGUACUGGUAUUUCGAUAGGGAUACGAAUGGUGGACGUGGUGACUAUCAAUACGAUAUACAUGCUUCAAUGACCCAAUUACAUAAGAACUUAAACUUUCGCCUGCCAUUCUUUGGAUUCAUCUAUAAUUACACGCGGCUUUCACUAAACGGCUACUUGGAAUUCUCCGAUCCGCCAGAAUAUCUCACAUAUCCUCUCGUGUUCCCCAUUAAAGACUACCCGAAGCGUCGUGAUCCUUCAUUUAUUGGUAUUUGGUUCUCCAAGUGUCGUGUGGGACGUAUUUAUCCAACAGAUAUUGAUCAGCGUGUACCUGGUGUAUAUUUCCGCCUCGAACGUGAUCUGCUUACACGCACCGACCGUUUUGGCGUCGAAGUUCGUGAACGUACCAUGUGGGAUAUACGUGAGGGUGUCGUUGGUGCCGAAACAUUCAUACCUAAGCACGUUAUUAUCGCAACUUGGAAAAAUGUUUCGUUUGCUGGUGGCAUUGACAAUUCGCUAUUCACGACAAACACUUUCCAAAUGGUUAUAGCCACGGAUGAAGUCUACACAUAUGCCAUAUUCAAUUAUGAUUUACUAAAAUGGUCCUCGAAUACCGAGGCAGGCGGCGAUACCACGACCGGUGAGGGUGGUGUACCAGCUUACGUCGGCUUCAACGCAGGUAACGGUACACGCUCUUACGAAUACACCCCUUACAGUCAACAGAUGGUGAUACGCGAUUUGACGGGUCGCGGUUGGGGCAAUGGAUUCCCAGGCCGACAUCUAUUUCGCAUUGACGAGCAAAUUUUAAUUGGCUCCUGUAAUAAGGAUAUCGAUGCAUCACAUUUGCCCUUGUCAUUCGCGCCGGAAGCUGGUAAUAUGCUGGGCGGCACUGUGGUCAAUAUCACCGGUCCCUGUUUUGAUCCGAAGAAACGUGUUACAUGCCAUUUCGAUACGGAGGAUGUGCUGGGUACUUUUGUGAAUAAGAAUCGUGUUAUAUGUGUGCAGCCGUUCUUGAAAGCCGAGGGUUGGGUGCGUUUUGAGAUAUCGGUUGGCAAUCAGCGUUUCAAAUGGCGUGGCAGAUAUUUUGUGGAAACACCUGCUUUAGCCACAGAGAAAAUUUUCUUCGAAACCGAAGAUGUGCACAAGAAGGCACCGGAGCAGAUACAAAUCAAUUGGGAUCCUUACAAUUUGACUUCGAACGGCAAUGCUAAUAUAAUGAUUUCCCUUUGGGGUUAUCGUGAAGUGACCAUUUAUCCACAAUUGGAGUACAUUGACACUAUUGAAGCGGGUUUAACUAAUACCGGCUCUUAUGUGAUUUAUCCCAACAACUAUAUAAAUCGUAACAACUACAAUAAUGAUCUACAAUUUGGCUUCUUGCAAAUCAAUCUUACCAAUCCAGAGCAGUAUUCGGGUUUGAAGAUUAGUCCCACACUCUGGUCGCGCCCCAUACCAUUGGGCUGGUAUUUCAAUAAACAAUGGGAACGUAAACACGGCCUGCGUUGGCCUGAGGCACUUUGCGAGAAUUGGAUACGAAAUGACCGUUAUUUGAGAACCUUCACCGGUGAUCUGCCGCUUUGCCCCUGCACACUUGAGCAAGCCGUUUACGACAAAGGACGCUACCGACCGGACAAGGAAUGCGAUAAAGAUUCAAAUCCGACAUGUUUGCGCCAUAAGAAUGCCAUUCAUUGUGUCGUCAGUGGCAACCCAGUAGCGGAGGGCGCCGAGCAGCAAUGUUGUUACGAUCGUUAUGGCGUUCUGAUGCUGACACAAGAUCAAGUUUGGGGUUCGCGACCACGUCGUAACCAUAAUCUUGGUAAAAUGCCUUGGAACGAAGCAGGGAAAGUACCGACACUAUCUAACUGGUUUCACGAUAUGCGUCCUUGGUAUUCCUGUUGUCACUGGCAGAGGGAACAAUCGGUAAACUGUGAAACAUUCCGCUUUGAGCGUCGUCCCUCACAGGAUUGCGUUGGUUAUCAAGCGCCCGGUGUAGCUGGCGUCUUCGGUGAUCCACAUUUUAUUACCUUCGAUGGCACACCAUACACUUUCAACGGCUUGGGUGAGUUUGUGUUGUCACGUAGUGUUUCCGCCGAUCGUCGCUUUGAGGUACAAGGUCGUUUCGAGCAGGUACCCAAAAAUCAAUAUGGCGCUGUUAUGGCUACACAGUUGACUGCGUUGGCAAUGCGUGGCAAUACGACCACUACAAUCGAGGUACGUUUGCGUCCGAAAUUCGCACGUUGGCGUUAUGCCCUGGACGUGUUGGCCGACGGACGACGCAUCUACUUCGAUCGUGAAAGCAUGAGGUUCCAACAUUUCGACGGCGUUACUGUCUAUACGCCCACCUACUUGUUGAAUCAGUCACAAGUGGUGGUCAUGUUUGAUGGAGGUGUAGGCGUGGAGGUGGUGGAGAAUGAGGGUUACAUGACGGGACGAGUGUAUCUGCCGUGGGAUUUCAUAAAUAAAACUGCUGGUCUCUUUGGCAAUUGGUCCUUUAAUGCGCUAGAUGAUCUCGUUUUACCCGAUGGCACUGUGGCCAAUGUGAAUAUGAAUGAUUUCCGACAAAUCUAUUACAACUUCGGCUUGAAAUGGAUGUUGGCCGAUCGCAAUAUACCGAAUGUUGGCACGGCUUUAUUCUCGCGAGACAAUGGACGUACCGCGAGUUACUACUCCAACGCUUCAUUUGUGCCGAACUUUCUUAAAGAGCCGCAAGACUUCUUGCCAUCGAACCGUUCGUAUGAUGUGGAGCGCGCUGAGGAGUUGUGUGGGGAGAGUUAUCAGUGUCGCUAUGAUUAUGGCAUGACACUAAAUGCAGAUAUGGCGCAUUUUACGAAAAAUUACUACGACAGUUUGGUCAAUAUCAGAAAUUUGAAUUCAAAACGCACAGUUUCUUGUGGCGUGCUGGAGACUCCACGCUUUGGUCGCAAACUGAGUUUCGAUUUCAUGCCGGGCGCUAAGAUUGCGUUUGAGUGUGAUGAGGGUUUUGUCUUAAUGGGCGAUCAGCGUCGCGAGUGUUUGGCCAAUGGCUUAUGGAACGUACCAGAGUAUGGCUAUACGUAUUGUUUGCGUGAAGUCUUCUAUACCCGUCGUAUCGCCUUCAUCGCGAUCGCUAUUAUCGUACUCGUCAUAUGCCCAUUGAUGAUUUGCAUUGUCUGCGGCAUUUAUCGUUUCCGCCAGAAGCAGUUGAAAGAGGAUCCCGCCUGGCAGAUGACCAUACCACGUAGCCGCGCAUCUUCACGCUCCAAUUUGCGUCAGCUGAGCGGACCGGACGACGAUAGCGAUACGGAUGCAACGGGCACUCUUAAGAAAAGUAGGUCAUAUGAUAAAGUUUAUCGUACGAAUGAACCACUACCGGGCAAACCCCGUAUUGACUUUCCAGCUAAGAAAUGGGACCUGGAUGAUGAGGAUGUCACCUCGUCCGAAGGUAGUGAAAAUAAAGAUACAAAAGUUGCUAGCGAUAUUGAAUACGUUAAUAAAACAGGUGACAAGCCGCGUCAAAUGGGUAGACGUUCGUUGCGCAACAAUUCCGGCACCGAUCAUGAUCUGCCCGAGGCCGAUGAGGAGGGCACCGCCGUCGAUGAUGAGCCAGCGCACGAACACCAGCAGGGACAACUUAACGACACGACCGAUGCAUCCAACCCGGCCGCCUAUCGUAAUCAGCCACCAUCGCCCGAGACGGACGAAGAGCCACAGCAUAAUGCUACUUUGCAUCAACAAUAUAGUCCGACUUUUAGUGCUGCCGAUAGCCGUAAUAGUUCCAUGAAUUAUCAACCCAACGCAGCGAUACAAAAUCGUUUUGGUGGUGUGCCAGUGUUGCCCAACAAUACACAGUUCUUCACACGUCCCCCAUCGAAUAUACCGGCUGGUGCUACCUCAGUGCCACUGCGUCAGGCGCCGAAUGUGGCGCCGUUGACACAAGAUAAUGGUUUACCAUCGCCACCAUACGCGGCAUCGCCCACACCAUCGCAACAACGUUCGACGGAGGUUUAAGCGCUGUUUUUUAUAUCCAUUAGCGGUACCACCUCGGCUCCUGGUUGAUUUCUGAGUACAAAUCUUAUACAGAUUUACGUUCAUCACUGCAAUAGUUGUUACAUAUAAAUAAUUUAAAAAUCGCCUACUAAUCCAACAUCCUAUCCUAUCGUCGUUCGCAUUGAAAGUAACAAAUUAAGUGCAUUUUUUAAUAACCUCAUCCAUUGACUAACACACAUAUAUACAUACAUAUGUAUGUGUACGCGUAGUUUGAAUAAAAUGCACAGUUCGCUCAAUUCACCGACAAUAUCAAUAUCGCCAUUCAUUCAGUCAUUGUUCGUGCCGAUUCAUUUCAAGCCGAUGGUGUUUAUAAGCUUAUGCACUCACCAAUAUAUGUAUACAUACAUAUAUUCUUUUUCAUUUAUAUAUUAUUAAUUACACAUAGAAGCUGAAGUAUACCUACUCAAAUGACAAAUAUCCGCCGAUAUAUCUACAACCAUAAAUCUGUACAAAUUCUGCCGGCCAUGCUUCUGCGAAUGAUCAAAAAUGUCAUCACAACUUUAUUUACCGUUAAAUACAUGCAUAUACAAAAUAGUUAAUAGUUUUUUUUUUAAGUCAAACUUGCUUUUGUAUGAUUUAUGCAUGAAUCAAAAAAGUUAUUAAAAAUUAAGAAAAUUCA